AUGGCUAUUUGCAUUUUUGAAAAAGUAGAAAAAAAAAAAUUUAAGAAAAUAUUAAAUUGCUUUAAGCUAAGUUCCGAGGAUAUACUAUAUAGCGAAAAUUGUGAAAAAGAAGAAAAUGGGAAAAAGCGUAAAAUUUGCUUACAUGGAAAUUAUCAAAAUUAUUUUUUUGAAAGAUAUAUGAAUAGAAAAAUUAUAUGUAAAGAAGAUAAAGAAAAUAAUAUAUUAUCAAAUGAAUUAAAAAAAAAAAUACAAGUGUGUGAAAUAACGGAAUGUCAAAAUGAAAGAAAAGACAAAAUUGAUGAUUAUAGAUUAUGUAAUAUAGAUAAUUUAAUUAAAGACAUAUUUAAGGAUAAGACAAUUUUAGAUAUAGGAUGUAAUUAUGGAAUAGUUACAUUUUUAUUAAGUUUAAAAUAUAAAUGUAAAACAGUUAAUGGGAUAGAUAUCGAUUUUAAUAUAAUUAAUAAAAAUGUAUCUAUAUUGAAAUUGUUUUUUGAUUUCAUUUUAAUAUAUAAUAAGCAAAAGCAUAUGCUACCUUUUCUUUUAAAUAAACAUUUUUUAAAAACAGAGAGGGAUAUAUUUAAUGAGGUUUACCUUUUGUAUGAAGAGAUCACAUUAAAGGAGGUUGAGAAAAAUGAGGAAAAAAGGAGUAGACAUAAUUUGGAGGUUUGUCAAAAUGAGGAAAAAAGGAGUAGAGACAAUUUAGAGGUUUGUCAAAAUGAGUUUCCCUUUAAUAUAUACUUUUCAUGUUCCAACAUUUUUGAUAAAUGUUUUGAAAAUGUUCAGAAUAAAUAUGAUGUAAUUAUUUGUUUUUCUGUUUUGAAAUGGAUACACUUAAAUUAUGGUGAUACUAAGUUAAUUUUAUUUUUUGAUUUAGUUUAUAAAUUGCUGAAAAAUGGUGGGUAUUUUAUUUUAGAGUAUCAUAGAGAAAUAAAAUAUAAGUUAAAAAAAAAUGAAAGAAUAUUUUUUUUAAAAAAAAAAAAAGAACUUAAAAUGAAUUAUACAAAUUUUGAUGAUAUUGCACAAGGGUUUUAUAAUAAUGUUGCUAAAUUUGUUUUGAUAAAUAAGACAGAUUUUAAAGCGGAUGUGAAAAGAGAUGGGAGGAGAGAAGAUGGAAAGGGGAAGAGAGACACUGGGAUGUUUAAUCGGACAAUAUGCAUUUAUAAAAAGGUGUGA
Messenger RNA from Plasmodium vinckei vinckei, 1173 nucleotides. RefSeq names its product bicoid-interacting protein BIN3, putative. Gene Ontology annotation, molecular function: snRNA binding; RNA methyltransferase activity; O-methyltransferase activity. Lineage: Eukaryota; Apicomplexa; Aconoidasida; Haemosporida; Plasmodiidae. Gene Ontology annotation, biological process: snRNA modification. The coding region runs from base 1 to 1173 and encodes 390 amino acids. The transcript has a single exon. The record is from RefSeq and is a predicted model, not a curated record.